Ixodes scapularis (black-legged tick) is the source of this 1740-nucleotide messenger RNA. It is a transcript of the gene Gyg, whose product is annotated as glycogenin-1. The coding region runs from base 376 to 1551 and encodes 391 amino acids. The transcript has 7 exons. NCBI's taxonomy places the organism in Eukaryota, Metazoa, Arthropoda, Arachnida, Ixodida, Ixodidae. The record is from RefSeq and is a predicted model, not a curated record. Gene Ontology annotation, molecular function: glycosyltransferase activity. Gene Ontology annotation, cellular component: cytoplasm.
GUUCCGCCAGGGCGAUAGAAAAACUUCAUAAAUUCCCCCAAAAUUCGCCAUACAUUUACCACCCGUCUUUCGUAGCUUAUUUCGCUUGUGUAUCUGUGCCUUGGUGGAACUUACUGUAUUCACCUACUUUCCCAGCGCGACCGCAAAGCGUACGCCAUGUCACGUUAUACCGCUCAUCGAAGGGACCAACAAAUACGACCUUCUCGGCUGUGAACGACCUUGGCGGUCAAAUCGCCCCAUCCUGCGCUUCCGCUUCACGGCAGUGCAGCUGUUUGACACGCCCACUCCGCGUUAUCUGCGGUUGCGUCGAAUAGUAUACGUCGUAUACGUUACCGGUAGCUGAACUUUUUCGAAACGCCCACGACUCAAUUUUACAUGGAGGCGCUAGACAUUAGCGGCGACUUGUCUUCGUGUACCCACUGUCCGCGGAUGACGUUCGACAGCGCUUUGUACGGGCGAGACACGGAGUUUGAAGCCGUUACCGACGAGGCAUUUGUUACCUUGGCGACUGAUGACACCUAUUCCCUGGGAGCCCUUGUGCUUGCGCACUCCCUCAAGAGGGUGCACACGUCCAGGCAACUUGUCAUCCUGGUCACAAGCACAGUCACCACACACAUGAGGACGUUGCUCUCUCAGGUCUUUGACCUGGUUGAGGAGGUCAAUCUUCUGGACAGUCGAGACCCCAGCAACCUGGCGCUGCUCAACCGCCCUGAGCUGGGCGUCACCUUUACUAAGCUGCACUGUUGGAGGCUGGUCCAGUUCAAGAAGUGCGUCUUCAUGGACUCGGACACCAUGGUGCUGCAAAACUGCGACGAACUCUUCUCGAGAGAUGAGCUCUCGGCCGUUCCGGAUGUUGGCUGGCCAGACUGCUUCAACUCUGGGGUCUUCGUCUACGUCCCUUCGGAAGCUACCUUCAAUGCUCUCAUUGCAUUCGCCGAUGAACAUGGCAGCUUUGACGGCGGAGAUCAGGGGCUGCUGAACCAGUACUUCAGCGACUGGUCAACAAAGGACAUCAACCGCCAUCUGUCGUUUAUUUAUAACAUGAAUGCAAAUGUCGCCUAUACAUACCUUCCAGCGUACAGACAGUUCAGCAAGGAUGUGAAGGUAGUGCACUUCCUGGGGAGCCUGAAGCCCUGGCACCAUUCGUUCAGCCUGAUCACGGGCCAGGUGGAGACUCGUGGGGAAACCCAGCACAUGCACGGUCACCUGCAGUUCUGGUGGGAGCUCUUCAUGACUAACGUCCAGCCAAACCUCUUCCCCGAAUGCGCGGGGCUUGCUGGGGAGAUGUCCAAGCUAACCAUCAAGACGGCUGAGGAACUGCGGCAGAGCCCAACGGAGCAGGCGAUGUACGGCGGCUCGGAGGCAAGACAGUUUGCCUGGGAACGCGGACAAAUUGACUACCUGGGUGCCGAUGCCUUUGAGAACAUCCAGAAAAAACUGGACACCGCCAUUACCCCGCCCUCGGAGCCCGUCACGACGCAAGCGCACCCAGAACAGGCUUCCAAGACAAAAGGCGCUCAACCCAAGCAACAAAAAGGGGUUCAGAAAUGAGCUAACCGUAACGAAAGAACUGCCGAAACGAGCCGAAACUGAUGACGUAGUAUACAUUGUUUGCGCCAAGCCGAAGCUUUUUUUUUUUUCUUGAAAUCAUAGGUUUUUAUAUUUCCGUUGUGUGCCAAAUGAUUAACCCUGCGGUGGUUUCUUUCUUCUCUAUUGAAGGUGCUGGAUUUUUUUUUUUUU